CGGUUUUACCCGCCGCUAGCUGAAACCCACGAGGCCACGAGCACCGCUUUUUCUCAAGUCACACCCACCUCGCCGCCUCGCCUCUGACCUCUUCCCCUUCGCCUCCACCCCUGCACCUGCGGGUGACCGUACUCCACUCCCCCAACCCCACAAGAAGGCCGAAACCCUAGAGCGCCACCGAUCGCCGCCGUGUGGCCCGGCCAAUGGAGGACGUCGCCGGCGGCGGACUGGCGGAGCUGCGCGAGGCGCACCGCCUGACGGGCCACGCCGACCGCGUGUGGUCCCUCGCCUGGAACCCCUCCCCGGGGCCCGGCGCAGGUCCCGUCCUCGCCUCCUGCGGCGGCGACAAGACGGUCCGGAUCUGGAAGCGCGCCCCCGACGGCGCAUGGCGCUGCUCGGAUGUGCUCGAGGACACGCACAACCGGACGGUGAGGUCCUGCGCUUGGUCCCCCAACGGGAAGCUGCUGGCCACCGCGAGCUUCGAUUCCACCACGGCGAUAUGGGAGUACACCGGCGGCGACUUCGAGUGCGUCGCCACAUUGGAGGGGCACGAGAACGAGGUGAAGAGCGUGUCUUGGAGCCCGUCCGGGUCGCUGCUUGCGACGUGUAGCCGGGACAAGAUGGUGUGGAUAUGGGAGGUGCAGCCAGGGAACGAGUAUGAAUGCGUCUCGGUGCUGCAGGGGCACACCCAGGACGUCAAGAUGGUGCAGUGGCACCCGUUCCUUGAUGUUCUUGUCUCCGUCAGCUAUGAUAAUUCGAUCAGGGUCUGGGCUGAUGACGGUGACGAUGAGUGGCGCUGUGUACAGACAUUAACUGAAGCCAAUAACUGUGGUCAUUCAUCAACAGUAUGGGCAUUAUCUUUUAGCCAUAAAGGUGAUAGGAUGGUCACAUGCAGUGAUGACCACACUUUGAAAAUAUGGGACACAAGUGCUGAUUUGUCUCAACCAAAAACUGUAGAAGGCCAUGAAUCUUGGCGGCACCUUUCUACUCUCACAGGAUAUCAUGGUCGAACUAUUUUUUCAGCCCAUUGGUCAAGCGAGGAUGUUAUAGCUAGUGGAGCAGGUGAUGAUGCAAUCUGCUUAUUUGCUGAGAAGAGUAGUAUGGUUGAGGGACCUUCAUACAGAUUAAUAUUGAAGAAAGAGAAGGCACAUGACAUGGACAUAAACUGUGUUCGAUGGUGUCCUCAGGACCCAAGGUUAUUGGCAUCUGCAAGCGACGAUGGCACAGUGAAAUUGUGGGAGCUGAGGGGGAGUGUACUGGAUUGAUUCUGUUUACUAUAUAUGUUUGUAGUGUACUGGAUUGAUUCUGUUUACUAUAUAUGUUUGUAGUUCUAGUUGUGUACCUUGAUAUUAGAGAACGGAUUAGGCAUCACCUCGUGGUUUCAGUUUUCCUGAACACUGCUCCCUGUUUAGUUUAUACUUGUACCUCAAGAGGGUGCAUGGUGAUGGUCUUUUAUCAGAUUUACCAUGCAAGGUUGAACAGUGCCAUCCUACCAAGAUGUGGAAUUGUUUGUGUAUACACUAUGGAAGGGACAACCAAACGCGUGAUCCAGCCAUUUUUACAAAUAAGUUAUGAAAGAUCCCGUUCAAUUCAUGUACAACAGCGAGUCUUGAAUACAGAUUUAUAGUUUAUUGUUUUACUGAA
Molecule: messenger RNA, 1644 nt
Organism: Phragmites australis (common reed)
Lineage: Eukaryota; Viridiplantae; Streptophyta; Magnoliopsida; Poales; Poaceae
Product: protein CIA1-like
Exons: 10
Coding region: 204-1265 (353 amino acids)
Biological process (GO): iron-sulfur cluster assembly
Cellular component (GO): cytosolic [4Fe-4S] assembly targeting complex
Molecular function (GO): protein binding
Source: RefSeq, a predicted model, not a curated record